AUGCCGAUUUCUAGGAUCGUCAUUGGAUCUCCGGCCGAAGUUGGCCAAGUUGAUGCUCUCAAGGCUGGUCUAGCUGAGUUCAUUUCAAUGCUCAUCUUUGUUUUCGCUGGAGAAGGCUCUGGCAUGGCAUUCAAUAAGCUCACGGAUGAUGGCUCGACGACUCCAGCAGGCCUUGUGGCGGCAUCCCUUGCUCAUGCUUUCGCACUUUUUGUCGCGGUUUCAGUGGGUGCAAACAUUUCCGGUGGACACGUCAACCCGGCAGUCACAUUCGGAGCCUUUGUUGGUGGGCACAUAACACUAUCUCGGAGUGUCUUGUACUGGGUUGCUCAGUUGCUUGGUUCGGUAGUGGCCUGCUUGCUUCUUAAGUUCUCGACCGGGGGAAUGGAAACAUCGGCAUUUUCGCUAUCAUCCGAUGUCAGCGUGUGGAAUGCACUGGUCUUUGAAAUAGUGAUGACAUUCGGCCUCGUCUACACCGUCUAUGCCACUGCCGUUGACCCAAAGAAGGGGAAUAUAGGGAUUGUUGCGCCCAUUGCGAUUGGGUUCAUCGUGGGUGCCAACAUCUUAGCAGGUGGCGCCUUCGAUGGAGCAUCCAUGAACCCAGCAGUCUCAUUCGGGCCAGCUGUCGUGAGCUGGUCUUGGGACAGCCACUGGGUGUACUGGCUCGGCCCCUUCGUCGGCGCUGGCAUUGCUGCAGUUGUCUACGACACCUUCUUCAUCAACCAAAGCACACAUGAGCAGCUCCCAUCAGCAGAUUUUUAAAGUAAAUUACUUUCAGUUCAAGCAGUGAAAAGUGGUCUGGAGGUCAUUGGGGUUCCAUUAGUUGUGUUCUGGGUGUCAUUUGUACGUAUCUUUCUAUCGUCAAGUGUACCUUUCAUGUGAAGUCCUUUUUUUGUUUUUGGUCCAGCUAGUCCACUUCCUGUUCAGUUGAGAAGUCACAGGAUCGAACGACCACCUAUUUUCAUGAAUUUAUGGACUCUUUAACAACUCCGCUGGUAUUAUAACAAAAGUUGCAAGAUAUUCAAAAUAACGGGGCCAAGCCGCUACUCUCAUGUGACACCAUUCUUUAAACAAAAGAAAUGACAGAUGAAAACAAGAACGCCAUCAGAUAAACAUCAAAUGGAUCAGGUACAUAGAUUCCCUAGUGUUUUUGCUUUGGCCUCAACUUUCAACCAAAAGUCAAUGCUAUAUCAAAUAAGCUCUUCAAAAUGCAAUUGAGGCUGCAAAAAAUUUCAGGCCCCAAAGGAGAGACCUCUCGAAAGACUACAGUGUCAAAAGUUAGGUGUGCUGGCUUACAACAACCAUUCUAUAUCUACUGCAUUUUCCCAUUCUAAUACUCCAUCUAAGAGUUAAAACAGCAAAUUACACUCUGAUAAGUAAGUUCAUUAUUCAAGAAAGCAGGGAAUAAUUAAUUAGUACAACACAAACCUUCACAUACAUCAUCAGUUAUAGUUAUAUCAGUGUGUCUACUUCAUCACUGAUUCAGGAUAAAUACAGGCAUUUGAGUUUCCCUGAAGAAGAAACUAAAG
Messenger RNA from Rhodamnia argentea, 1526 nucleotides. RefSeq names its product aquaporin TIP1-3-like. NCBI's taxonomy places the organism in Eukaryota, Viridiplantae, Streptophyta, Magnoliopsida, Myrtales, Myrtaceae. Gene Ontology annotation, molecular function: water channel activity. The coding region runs from base 1 to 759 and encodes 252 amino acids. Gene Ontology annotation, cellular component: membrane. Gene Ontology annotation, biological process: transmembrane transport; water transport. The record is from RefSeq and is a predicted model, not a curated record. The transcript is spliced from 3 exons.